GCGCUGCCCAGAAACCCGAGCCGAGGCCGGCCGCGCUCAGCCGGGGCUGCUGAAUGGGCGUGCGGCUCCCGGCCCCUGCCCUCUCGCGUCCGGCCCCCGCUCUCGCUCCUGCUCCAGCUCCUGCUCCCGCCCCGCCCGGGCCUCCGCCGGCCGCCGCCAUCGGCCACCCCGGCUGUGAAUGAAAGGCCGGCGCCGCCGGGGGCUGGCUGCAGGCGACGCGGCCUCCCGGGAGGCACUCGCCCCGCCAAGAUGUACGGUGUGUGCGGCUGCUGCGGUGCCCUGCGCCCCAGGUACAAAAGGCUGGUGGACAACAUCUUCCCUGAGGAUCCCGAGGAUGGCCUGGUGAAGACCAACAUGGAGAAGCUGACCUUCUACGCCCUGUCAGCUCCAGAAAAGCUCGAUCGCAUUGGCGCCUACCUCUCUGAGAGGCUCAUCCGUGACGUGGGUCGUCAUCGAUAUGGGUACGUGUGCAUCGCCAUGGAGGCGCUGGACCAGCUGCUCAUGGCCUGCCACUGCCAGAGCAUCAACCUCUUCGUGGAGAGUUUCCUCAAGAUGGUGGCCAAGCUGCUUGAGUCUGAGAAGCCCAACCUGCAGAUCCUUGGCACCAACUCGUUUGUGAAGUUUGCCAACAUAGAGGAGGACACCCCAUCCUACCAUCGGAGCUAUGAUUUCUUCGUGUCUCGCUUCAGUGAAAUGUGCCACUCUGGCCAUGAAGACUUGGAGAUCAAGACUAAAAUCCGAAUGUCAGGUAUCAAAGGUCUACAAGGGGUGGUGAGGAAGACCGUGAAUGAUGAACUGCAGGCCAAUAUCUGGGACCCACAGCACAUGGACAAGAUCGUCCCAUCCCUGCUUUUCAAUCUGCAACACGUGGAGGAGGCAGAGAGCCGGUCCCCCUCCCCCCUCCAAGCACCAGAGAAGGAGAAGGAGAUCCCUGCAGAGCUGGCUGAGAGGUGCCUUCGGGAACUACUGGGCCGGGCUGCCUUUGGCAACAUCAAAAACGCCAUCAAGCCUGUUCUCGUCCAUCUGGAUAACCAUUCUCUUUGGGAACCCAAGGUGUUCGCCAUCCGUUGCUUUAAAAUCAUCAUGUACUCAAUUCAGCCGCAGCACUCCCACCUGGUUAUCCAGCAGCUCCUGAGCCACCUGGAUGCCAACAGCCGCAGCGCGGCCACGGUGCGGGCGGGCAUCGUGGAGGUCCUGUCGGAAGCUGCUGUCAUCGCCGCCACGGGCUCUGUGGGGCCCACGGUGCUGGAGAUGUUCAACACUCUGCUGAGGCAGCUGCGGCUCAGCAUCGACUACGCUUUGACCGGGAGCUACGAUGGGGCCAUCAGCCUUGGCACCAAGAUCAUCAAGGAGCACGAGGAGCGCAUGUUCCAGGAGGCGGUCAUCAAGACCAUAGGCUCCUUUGCCAGCACGCUGCCUACUUACCAGCGCUCCGAGGUGAUCCUCUUCAUCAUGAGCAAGGUUCCACUGCCUUCCCUGCAUCACCCCAUGGAGAUGGGGAGGACCGGGGAGAACAGGAACCGGCUGACCCAGAUUAUGCUGCUGAAAUCCCUCCUUCAGGUAUCCACCGGCUUCCAGUGCAACAAUAUGAUGUCCGCUCUGCCCAGCAACUUCCUUGACCGCCUUCUCUCCACCGCCCUCAUGGAGGACGCAGAGAUCCGUCUCUUCGUUCUAGAGAUUCUCAUCAGUUUCAUUGAUCGUCAUGGCAACCGUCACAAGUUCUCCACCAUCAGUACCCUCAGUGACAUCUCUGUCCUGAAGCUGAAAGUGGACAAGUGCUCCCGGCAGGACACCAUCUUCAUGAAGAAGCACUCCCAGCAGCUCUACAGACACAUCUACCUGAGCUGUAAGGAGGAAGCGAACAUACAGCAGCACUACGAGGCGCUCUACGGGCUGCUGGCGCUCAUCAGCAUUGAGCUGGCCAACGAGGAGGUGGUGGUGGACCUCAUCCGCCUGGUGCUGGCUGUCCAGGACAUGGCCCAGGUCAAUGAAGAGAACUUGCCUGUUUACAACCGCUGUGCCCUCUAUGCGCUGGGUGCCGCCUACCUGAACCUCAUCAGCCAACUCACGACAGUGCCUGCCUUCUGCCAGCACAUCCAUGAGGUGAUAGAGAGCAGGAAGAAAGAGGCUCCGUACAUGCUCCCUGAGGACGUGUUUGUGGAGAGGCCCAGGCUGUCUCAAAACCUUGAUGGAGUGGUGAUUGAGUUUCUCUUCCGCCAGAGCAAGAUCAGUGAAGUCCUGGGGGGCAGUGGUUACAAUGCAGACAGGCUCUGCCUGCCCUACAUCCCUCAGCUGACAGAUGAGGAUCGCUUAUCCAAGAGGAAGAGCAUUGGAGAAACCAUUUCCCUGCAGGUGGAGGUAGAAUCGAGGAACAGCCCAGAGAAGGAGGAGCGCGUGCCUGCCGAGGAGAUCACCUAUGAGACGCUGAAGAAGGCCAUUGUGGACAGCGUGGCCGUCGAGGAGCAGGAGCGUGAACGGCGGCGACAGGUGGUGGAGAAGUUCCAGAAGGCGCCCUUUGAGGAGAUUGCAGCGCAUUGCGGGGCCCGGGCAUCACUGCUGCAGAGCAAACUCAAUCAGAUCUUUGAAAUCACCAUCCGGCCCCCCCCAAGCCCAUCAGGAACCAUCACCGCAGCCUAUGGCCAGCCUCAGAACCACUCCAUCCCCGUCUAUGAGAUGAAGUUUCCCGAUCUGUGCGUAUACUGAAUUCCAAGACACAAGCUUCUCGGAGGGGUGGGGUCUGAGGGAGGGGCUCGCCUUCACGCCCACCCCUACGACAUGGAAAUCUAACUGGGAUCUCCGAGAAAAAGCACCUUGGACAGCUAAGCAAGGCGGAGCCCUGGGCCCCCUUGGCCCCCUCUUGGCCUCCCUGCUUCCUCUUUGUCUUCCCUGAGGGAGAUCCGGCCACGUGCCCCUCUGGGGCCAAUAAGCAUCCUACCUAUGCCCUUUGUCUCCUCCUCUGUGUCAUCCUGGGGCCAAGAGUCACUGGGGGUCUCCAGAGAGAGGCUGAGGUCCCAGGAAACUCCUGCUUAGUGUAGUAAGUGAAAGGCUUUCACGGGGGUGGGUGCGCAGCUGCCGUACCCCCAGGAGGGAACUAGAGAGAGACACAGUUGGUCAAAGGAAGCCGUAGACUGCAAUCAGGAGGAAGCAAGGCCAGCUCCUGUAAAGCAGUGGCCUGUGAGAGCUGGAAGAUGGGGCACUGAUCUCCUCCAGAGUGUCCCCUCCUCCUUCCCCAUUUGACGGUCCAAAGGCCUUCAAGUCUCUGGUGUCUUUUCCACUCCCUGCUCACCCUGCCAGUUGCCUCUUCGUGAAUUGUUUCUAUUGUUAACUAAUACUGAGCUUGUAUAACAGAAGCUGGGGUAGAGACACCAUGGGGGGCAGCAGGCCGCUGAUAGGGGGAGCCCGCGUCCCCAGGCUGGCCGGCUGGGCCAGCGAGCAGAAGCACGGGCCGGCCUGCUGUAGAGGAGCAGCGGGCAGAAGUGGGCAAGUCUGCGUCCCUCUGUAGUACCUCCCCUCCUUUGUCCAGAGGGAUGUAUUUCUGAGUUGAGUUCUCCCUCUUUGAUGCUCUUCUUCCUGCGGCUCCCCGUGUGAGCUGCCUCUGGCGGAACCUCACCUGGGCCUCUUCCUAAGGCAGCUCCCUCUGGCCAAGAAUAGCCCUUUCCUUCUCCUUUUCCAGUCUAACUUCCCAUAAAUUUUCUGAGCUGAUAUGACUCACAGGAAGGUGAGAAUGGUCAAAUGAUUCCUUCCUGGAGAAUUUGCUCUUGAAAAGAGGGAGGGUGAGUAGAUUUCUUGAGCCAAAGGAACCCCUUUUGAGGGUACAAUUUUCAGCAGCGUGGGGUGGGGUCGGAAGCGGGCUGAUUCUGCUAAGGGGAGGGCAGUCUUCUCGGGACACCCUCGGGUCACACCUCUGUGCGUGGCCCUGCACAGAUGUACUGUGAGAGCUUGAUUAUCAGGGCUGAUAGGUGUAUUUGUGCAAAUUAGGAGAAUCUUAACAAAUGUAACUUUCCUAUUGCGUCUGCAAUAACCUUGUUGGGUAUGGGGGCUGCCUGACCCUCGUUCCUGUAGUUUCCCCCCUUGGUUGCUGCCUCUGUGCUGUGGGCCUGCGGCUUCCAGAGGGUCUACAUGACUACAGGGCCGAGGGGGCCCGCUCCUGCCCCUCCACCACAGCCUUUGGCUCUGCUCUGUGGCUUUUGGCUAAUGCUCAGCCCAACUUUACAGGCGUGAACCGAGAUUUCUCUUUACUUUAAUAUCUCUUUAUUAAGAAACCAAAUUUAAAAUAACUAGAAACAAACUUGAAGACAAAUGACCUUUGGAAGAAGCUUCAGAGAAAAUCUAAAUCUUGAGCCACAAACAUGUCUUUUCCUCACUGGAUCUUCCCAUCUUUCUUCCCUGCUCAGCUUUGACGUGAAGCCCUGUUUCUCUCUAGUGCUUCUCUGACUGUAGGGUCCACCCCCAUGGCAUCUGCACCCCGAGCACUGCCCUGGGGCCCUGGUUCUGGGACUUGGGAGUCAUUCCCUGGAGCCUCUUUCUAGAACCAGCACUAGAACCAGAGACCUACAUGUCCAUCAGCUGUCUCUCCCUCAUCCCCACCCUGGGAAUAGAUGGAAGAAACAAGGUGCAGGAUUCCCAUUCUUCAUAUACUUCAUUGCUGUUUCCUCUGUCUGAAGCAGCUUUUUCUUUGUGUCACUGCUACAUAGCAACGAUGUGCUUCCUUUGGAGACCUGGCCACAUCUUGAGUGCCCUCCUUCUCGGUUUCAAUUUAAACUUACACUCAGUAGAAUAUUAACUUGCCUGCUGACAUGGAGUAGAAUAUGGAUUCUGGCCAAAGAUGCCUCAGAAUCAGAAAGUUUAUGAUGAACAUUAACUGGAACAAUUACAUGGUAAAUUAAGCAGCCUCCUUCACCCCACCCCUGCCCUCCCGAGCCCUGGGAGAGAAGCCAAGCAGUUUGGUGGGUACCCCAGCCUUCAGCCUAGCAUUACUCUUCCUGCCUUCCAAGCCCGCUGGCGUCUGGCGGCACCGUGUCAAGCGACCAGCCCUUUUUGCUACCCUCCUCUGUUGUGAAUUUCAGUCAGCAAGGCCACCCAAAGCAGUCGCUCCCCAAAACUGCUGAAGACUCUUCCUCGUGGGCAAGGGGUAGGGUCAGUUAGCACUCUGCUGACAGAACCCAGUAGCAUGGAUGUAUUUGGAAUUUCAGUGAACUUGGUUGAGCCACAUAAAUGCAUAAGAAGCAGAUGAGAGGAGAGCCCCAGUGUGACCCUGGAGGCUCCUUCCGGUUUUCCUUGCAAAGGGGUCCCCCAUGGCCUGUGCCUGUUCCCAUUUUCCUCUUUUUGAAAAGUAGAAAUAAGUGAUUUCUUAACUCCUAAAUAUCUCCUCCCCAGAGAAGUAGCCUGAGUGGGUCAGAAGAAGAAGGAGAAAAGUCCUCAGACAUUCUCCUCUGUCUAGCCCUCCGCCUCAAGCGUAAGAAUAGAUGGAUGAGCAGUGAAAAGGUGGGGCUGGGACCAUCUGAAGUGCUUGGAGUGCAGGGAUCCCAGAUGCACUGCCCUUUGCCCUGGGUGUUCUCAGUCCCAGAGGAUACGUUUCGGCUGGCCUAAGAAUCAGAAGAAUCAUUUGUUUAGACUCCUCAAAGGCCAGACCUCCUGGCUUCACUAGGGGCGCUUGGGUCAUGACACCUUCCAGUUGCUAUUCCAUUGUCCCUGGGACUUCUCACCUGGGUACAGAGAGUAUCACUGAGAAGUGAGGCUAUUUCUCCCAGUUCCUCUUCAUGACCAUGACAUGGCAGCUGGCCAGCUGGGGCCUGUGGGAAAAGACUAGACCUGAGCUGUUAGGCUGAAUAUUAAGUUUGAUGGUAGACAGGGAAGUGGGCACCUCUGAGCAGGCCACGCCCACUUCUCCAGACCCACAGACCCUGGCAGGCAGUUGUGCUGAAACAAGACAGCUUCCUUAUGUCUGGGGAGAAGGCUUAGGGCAGUGUGUUACCUCUUCGUCUCACUAACCCUAGAAAUCUUCUAGUUAAAAUACCCUGUAUCCCAAAUCCGGCCUAGGACUGAAGCCUGCAGAAGGAUGGUCUUGGUGGGGCCUGCCAGCUGGGGAAGUGGGGAGGGGACACAGGCCUGUGGGAGGGGGCUCUGCGGCCUGUUUUCCGUGCUCUCCUUUAGCACCAACGAGGUUGACCAGGUCUCUUCUCCUUCAGGGGCCCUUGGGACCCCAGCCCAUCACUUUCCCCUUUCGAGCUCUUCCUCCAUGGCUGUUGAUUCUGGCCUGUGGAGCGCAGAGCUGUAAAUCCACAAAUGCUGCAGCAUUACACAUACAUUGUAACAUGUCUGUGUCCACUUAGACGUUCAUGACCUGGCUGAGUGUGUGUGUGCCCGUGCGCCUGCAUGUGUGUAUAGUGUAGUUCGUAGUUGACAGUGUAUGUAUAUAAUAGCUGACGUAUUUAUAUGUGAGUGCAGAAUUAGUGCCUGUGGCGGUUUUCUGUAUUUUGAACUCAUUGAAUCAAAUUAGUUUAAGGAAGGGGAAGGAGGAUGUGGGGGGCGGGGCUGGAAUGUAGGAGGAAGGACUCUUAGCAAGAUUAUUCUUUAGGACUAUUAGUCGUGAUUUCCCAAUGAGCCUUCAUGAUGCCCUUUUCAAAUAAAUGUUAAUGUUGUCACCACA
This is a messenger RNA of Balaenoptera acutorostrata (minke whale), 6649 nucleotides long. It is a transcript of the gene EFR3B, whose product is annotated as EFR3 homolog B. The transcript has 23 exons. NCBI's taxonomy places the organism in Eukaryota, Metazoa, Chordata, Mammalia, Artiodactyla, Balaenopteridae. Bases 250 to 2703 code for a protein of 817 amino acids. The record is from RefSeq and is a predicted model, not a curated record. Gene Ontology annotation, biological process: protein localization to plasma membrane. Gene Ontology annotation, cellular component: plasma membrane.